Messenger RNA from Fusarium proliferatum ET1, 156 nucleotides. RefSeq lists its product as uncharacterized. The coding region runs from base 1 to 156 and encodes 51 amino acids. The record is from RefSeq and is a predicted model, not a curated record. NCBI's taxonomy places the organism in Eukaryota, Fungi, Ascomycota, Sordariomycetes, Hypocreales, Nectriaceae. The transcript has 3 exons.
AUGACCCUUGUGGCAUCAGUCAUGGGUGCCGCUAUCCCAGUUCCUGUCGAGGAAAGCAACAUUGAGGUUAAACGUGCCGAGGGACAGGAGGAUGCUGGCCUACAGAAGCGCGACGAAGGAUACGGCGAUGGAUGUGCUCGCAAGAGGAACUGUUAA